This is a messenger RNA of Danio aesculapii, 1570 nucleotides long. RefSeq names its product BCL2 like 16 (gene bcl2l16). Bases 307 to 906 code for a protein of 199 amino acids. The transcript is spliced from 4 exons. The record is from RefSeq and is a predicted model, not a curated record. Gene Ontology annotation, biological process: intrinsic apoptotic signaling pathway in response to DNA damage; extrinsic apoptotic signaling pathway in absence of ligand; regulation of apoptotic process. Gene Ontology annotation, cellular component: mitochondrial outer membrane. Gene Ontology annotation, molecular function: protein heterodimerization activity; protein homodimerization activity. Lineage: Eukaryota; Metazoa; Chordata; Actinopteri; Cypriniformes; Danionidae.
CCCAUGAAGAGCCUUAGUGUCAUUGGAUAACUGUUCAUGCACUGGAUCUGUUACAGACAACAGAAGGAAAUAUAAUCAACGACAGCAUGCACAUGUAAUCGGUUCGCUCUCGAGAAUCUCCAGUUGUAUCUUGCACUUCUGUCAGCUGUUAAAUGAUCCCAGUUGUUUGGUUAUGGUAUGAUUCACGUCUGAGAAAAGGAUCUGAUUAAUCAGAACACGCAGCUUAUGUAGAUGAUAAUGGCAUGGAUGGAGACCUAAAGACACAACAUUUGGACGCUGUAGUUUGACCUGUGUGUAUGUGAGCUGAUGGGACGGUCAGACGAUGCUGUGAUUGGUCGAGGCCUGAACAGUCCAGAUCCACUGGUGCGUGAAGCCUUUCUGAUGGCGUACGACUACAUCAACUAUGUGACGGCCAAACCAGGUGUCCUGUUGUGUCCGGCGCCGUCCCGUGCCUCUGCUGCCCUGCGCCACGCUGGAGACGAGCUGCUGAUCCGCUUCCCGAUCUUCUUCCGCCGCUGGCCGCGAGUUUUCCAGGACGUGACAGAGCACACGGCCUGCCCCACGCUGCUCUCCAUCCUGGACGAACACUUCGCUCCGACGCGGCGCAGGGAUCUGGCCUGGAGCGCCGUGCUGUCGGUGUUCGUUCUGGCGGGUCAGCUGGCUCUGCACUGCCAGGACAGGGGCAUGGAGGACAUCACACCGCAGAUACAGGAGUGUGUGGGCAGCUACGUGGAGAGGGUCAUCUGCCCUGAGAUCCGGGACAAAGGAGGAUGGUCAGGUUUUAUCAGUCGCUUUGGAGAGAAGCAGAAUCUUGAAGACCAGGUGAUAAAGGUCUGCUGCUGGUCCCUGCUCCUGCUAUGUGUUGGCAUCUUAUCCUAUUUCAUAUGGACAAGAAGAAAAACUUAGUCAACAGCGCCACCUGCUGAAAAUAUGUAGUAAGGACACUCACGACUAACAACGUGGAUGUGGUAAGAGUGACUAAAAAUUCAGAAUUACGGCUUAUUUGACAUAAAUUGUAAGCCUUCCAUUGUUAUUAGGCUAACGCCAUGCUAUCAAUAUAUGUGUAUAGUUUAACACCACAAGAAAUAAUACCUUAUUAUUCUAUAAAAUGUUAGUUUAGUAUAUUCUACAUUGAAUUGAUAAACUGUAGUAUACUUUACAAGUCAACUAGCAGACUGGUAUACUGUCUAGUAUUAGCAUUUAGCUUGGUAUUGCAUUUAUACUUUAUGUGUAUCCCACACUAUAGACAGAAUUGUAGUGAACUGAUAUUUUCAAAGAGCUGCUAAUAUAUAAAGCGUGUUUUGCGUGCUUUAUGAGGUAAAAUGAUUUACAAUAUUUGAUCUUUUUAGUAAACACUGAUUUGAUGCGUUUCUGAUUGCCUUACAAAUUGGUUUAAAAUGUAUGACGUCUAAGAUUUCCUGACUACAUGUAAUUUCUUGAUUGUAGUAAUUAUUUACUAUUACUAGUAUAAUUACCACAAUAAACUACAUUACCGCAGUUUACUAUGGUAUAUUUACUCUAAGGUUCUAUAUAUACACCAGUCUCAUUGUUAGACCUGUUUGAUAUUAAA